This is a messenger RNA of Aethina tumida (small hive beetle), 830 nucleotides long. Its product is annotated as peptidyl-prolyl cis-trans isomerase, rhodopsin-specific isozyme-like. Gene Ontology annotation, molecular function: peptidyl-prolyl cis-trans isomerase activity. NCBI's taxonomy places the organism in Eukaryota, Metazoa, Arthropoda, Insecta, Coleoptera, Nitidulidae. The coding region runs from base 44 to 769 and encodes 241 amino acids. The record is from RefSeq and is a predicted model, not a curated record. Gene Ontology annotation, cellular component: intracellular membrane-bounded organelle. Gene Ontology annotation, biological process: protein peptidyl-prolyl isomerization. The transcript is spliced from 6 exons.
GAUUCGCAAGUAAAAGUUAAAUCGUACAUGAAAAUAAGUCCAGAUGUUUCCAAACGGAAGUUUAAAGUUAUUCACUUUCCUGUUACUAAUUUAUUAUGUGCAGGGGCUCGUUGAAUAUAAAGUGACGGAUCAGGUGUUCUUUGAUUUUAAAAAAGGCGAUAAAGAUUUAGGUCGCGUCACCUUCGGCCUUUUUGGUGAGAUUGCACCGAAGACGGUCCAAAAUUUUAAGACUAUUGCUAGUGAAGGUAUUAAUGGGAAAACUUACACUGGAACUAAAAUUAUAAGGGCUGUACAAAGAUUUAUGAUACAAGGUGGAGACAUAGUAAAUGAUGAUGGAAGUGGAUCAAUCAGCAUUUUUGGACCUACUUUUAAAGAUGAAAACUUCACAAUUAACCAUACAUGUUCAGGAUUAUUAGGAAUGGCCAAUUCUGGGCCUGAUACAAACGGUUGUCAGUUCUAUAUUACAACCAUGGCAGCACCUUGGCUGGACGGAAAGCACGUAAUUUUUGGAAAAGUACUUUUUGGACACGGAGUAGUACAUAAAAUAGAACACAUGAAAACAGACGUAAACGACAGACUUAAACAAACAGUAAUCAUUUCGAAAAGCGGAAUUUUAACGACCAACACAGAGUUUUAUGAACCAGCAGAAAAUUACGAAUUGUCUUUGUGGGGGUGGAUAAAAGCAGGAUGGAUUCCACUUAGUUGGUCAUUUCUUAUUCUGGGAUUCUUUCAUUAUUUUAUAGUGAAGCUUGAUAAAUUAAGCCCAUAAAUUAGAUUAAAUUUUAAAUAAUUCAAUUAUAUUUCGCUAUAUAAAUUUGAAAUAUAAUUUU